Pediculus humanus corporis (human body louse) is the source of this 1869-nucleotide messenger RNA. RefSeq lists its product as uncharacterized. The transcript has 2 exons. The coding region runs from base 1 to 1869 and encodes 622 amino acids. Lineage: Eukaryota; Metazoa; Arthropoda; Insecta; Psocodea; Pediculidae. The record is from RefSeq and is a predicted model, not a curated record.
AUGAUACUAGUGACAACAGAAGGAAACACGGUUGUAUCUCCAAUAAUAAGAAGUAAGUCAUUUGAAAUAAAUAAUUUAGGUGAUAGAAAACAAAUGAAACCUGACGUUAAUUUUACAGUUGUUGAAAAAAGAAAAGAAACAAAAACAGAAUUAGAACCAGCAUCAUCAAUGUUAUAUAAUUUAAGAAGAAAAGAGAUUGAUAAUGAUAAUGAUGAUGGUGGUGAAGAAGAAGAAGAAAAUAUGAGAAAACCGUUUAAAAGUUACAUUAUUUACCAUCAACAUCCAUAUAAAAUAUUUAAAGAAUGGAUACCGAACGAUGAUACGUCGAAAGAUAUAAUUAAUAAUAAUAAUAAUAAAGAAAAAAUACAAAUUUUACCUGAUUUCCAGAAUGAUAAUGCUCAAUAUGGCGGUCAAACAUAUAAUCCGAAUAGUAAAUCAGAAUUAACGUAUCAAUCCGUUUAUUCGAACGUAAUUAAAGUUUUCGACAGAGCGGAAAAAAAUAUCGACAAUCGUUUUUCGUCUGGCGACAAUUUUCCCUACAAAAACAAUGAAUAUUUUUACGCGGAUUUUAAUAAAAAACCCCAAUUCGAAACGGUUGAUUUUGAAAAAUUUCCGUUAUCAUUACCUCCCAACGGUAAUAUUUUUAUAGAUGAACAUUCAUCAGUUAUAAAUUACGAUCCGCCAUAUUUUUUACCGAAUUUUUAUUUUAAUAAUGAUGAUGAUGAUGCCGAAGUGAUUUCCGAAACUCGUUUUAAUACGAAUAAUCGUAAUAAAAAUUUAAUUUGCGGUUUUAUAAGGGUUAACAAUAGACGUUUUCCGGAAAAUGGCGGAGGUCCGUGUGGUAGAAAUGAAAAUGUUAUACCCCUAACUCCACAGGAUUAUCCGGAUCAUUCUCAACUUCCUGUUGAUAAAUUACCCGUCGAACAUCGUCAUCCAAAUUCUCGUUUUCAAAUAAUUAAAAGAAGUGGUUUAUAUGACGUCAGACGAAAACGAGCUGCUAGUUUUGGAUUUGGAUACGACAGUUGGAACUUGCCUUACGGUUACCAGGGUGGAUACAGAUAUUACAACGAUCUCAUUCCGAGUAGGACGAGUACCUAUAGCAAUAGUCGGAAUCUAGAUUAUAAAAAUAAUAAUAAUAAAUACGGAAGUGAAUCGAAUUACAAUGAUUACGACGAUAAGCAGCAGCAGCAACAACAGCAGCAGCACCAGCAGCAGCAACAUGAAAAUUAUUUUUCAAAAAGCCUAGCAAAUUAUUUAAGCAACGGUGGAAGAAGAAGAAAUAACAACAGAAGAAACAACAAUAGUGGAAACAGAAAUGGAAAUGGAUACCGAUACGAUAACAAUGACAACAACGGAUACUUCACUAGCUACAACGGUUAUGGGGGUGGAAAAUAUAACGGGUACGGCAGCAACAGCGGGAGUAAUAGAGGUUAUGACAGUUUCAUGAACAGUAACAACUACGGAAGUUAUGGAAACAACAGAGGUUACGAUAGUUUAAGUUACGGAAGCUACGGUACUAACAACAGGGGUUACGACAACAAUAACAAUUACGGAAGUUAUGGGAGUGGUGGUGGUGGUAGCGGUGGCAGUAGAUACAAUAACAAUAAUUACGGAAGUUAUGGAAGCGGUGGCAGUAGAUACGAUAACAACAAUUAUUACGGAAGUAGCAGAGGAUAUGGUAAUUCCGGUUACGGAAGUAGUAGCAGAGGAUAUGGUAAUUCCGGUUAUGGAAGCAACAGAGGAGGAUAUGGAAGUUCCAGUUAUGGAAGUUAUGGAAACAACGAUAGGUACAACAAUAAUUACGGUAGUAACGGAGGUUAUAGUUAUUCCGGUAGCAAUUUUGGAUAUUAUGGACAAAAUGAUUUCUAA